Molecule: messenger RNA, 3514 nt
Organism: Daphnia pulex (common water flea)
Lineage: Eukaryota; Metazoa; Arthropoda; Branchiopoda; Diplostraca; Daphniidae
Exons: 9
Coding region: 187-3279 (1030 amino acids)
Source: RefSeq, a predicted model, not a curated record
GAAUCCCCCGUUGUAACCAACAGCAACGUGUUGUUCAUUUUGGUCGCUAGGUGACUCAAAGUCGAAUAUUUAUCAUAAUUUUUCGAAAGAGACGACAAUAUUCUACGCAACAGGUUCAUUCUAGAAAAAUGUCGCAAGAUAGUUGUUUAUCGAAAUAUAGAUAGUUUUAAUCGCAAAAUCUUUAAAAUGUCGAGCAACCAAAAUAAUUCAUUUCAUAGACAGGUAGACCUAAGAAGGGUUGAUUUAACAAAUGGAGUUGAAACUUCACAAGAUCACUCAAGUUCAAUCAGUUCUUCGGCUCAAAAUGUGGAAACAAAGUUUAGCCUUGAUGACUUAAAAGCCAUGUUUAAAUCAGCUAUUGAUGCUGAAGUUGUGGAAAUGAUUUGGCAAGAUAGCAAUGAGAAUAGUGAUAUUGCUUUGACGUUUUUAACUGAAAUGAGCCCUAGAUUACCAGUUUCACCACCGAUUACAACAACAGCGAAAGCCAACAGCUGGUCCAUUGUACUUGGGAAAGAUGACUCUAAACCAUUUACAGUGAAUCUAGGAGCCAAACCUAAAACCAUCGUGAAAGAAAAACACUGGAUGAUGGAUUUGAUUGAAACCAGAAUUAAAAGACAAGAGAAACUUUUAAUCAUCAUGCGUGGUGUACCGGGAUCAGGCAAAAGUUAUCUUGCACACCAGAUAAAAGGAGAUGGAGUGGUUUUUAGUGCUGAUGAUUACUUCAUCAACUAUCAAGGUCAGUACCUUUUUGAUCGCAAUCAGCUGGGAGAUGCUCAUGAGUGGAACCAAAAAAGGGCAAAUGAAGCACUGAAAUCUGGAACAAAUCCUGUUGUGAUUGACAACACAAAUUUGGAAGCAUGGGAAAUGCAACCAUACAUCUUCAUGGCUCUGAGAUAUAAUUACUUAGUCGAGUUGGUUGAACCGAAUACUCCAUGGAAAGAUGAUGCUCGUGUACUGUCUCAAAAAAAUAUUCAUCGCGUACCACGUGAAAAAAUAAGAGAAAUGCUGGAAAAGCAAAGGGUCGUGAUUGAUAUUUCCAUGGUUAUUGAAAAUUGCCGGCUUAAAAUGAACCAGACAUUUGAAGGAAACCGUACGAGCAUUAAUCGUAUCGAAAAUCCGCAGAUACUACCCUCUCCCCAAAGAGAACCGCCAGAUUCAAACUUUAAAAUUUCUACUUCAUCCAGCUUGGUCAAUGUAACUAACACAAACUGUUGCAACGAACAAGCCAUCGAAAAAAGUGCAUCUCUUCCUCACGUCCUCCCAUUCUCUGCUGAAAACACGGCCUUACCAAAGGCCAUCAUUGGUCCGCCACCAGACGUCUUAAUGACAACGGAUACAGCCACUGGUUUCAAGCCGUUAACAAGCGAAGCUGCGAUUCAGACUUCGUUGUUCGAAUCGGAGCCCCCACUUCGUGAGCUGACUGCGCGUAACCGAUCCAUUCAAUCAUCUCAUUUUGUACCUGAUUUAGGGAAAAAGCCUUGUAGUUCAAAGUUCUCUCUGGAUAAAGGAUGCCUUACAGAUGAAAUUGUUGAGGAACUCGCGACUCGAGAAGCCCUUGCGAUUUUAAAAUCUUACUUCCCGACUAAGGAAACGGGGGAUCUUGCAGACAUAUUGAAGCAAUGUAACGGUGACUUGACAUGGGCCGUGAACGUGCUGCUAGAUUCGGGAUACGAGUGCGCGAACGAAGUCUCAAAUUAUUUAGAUCUGGAAAUCGAUAUCGAUCCAUCUGAAGAAACACCGAAUCCCGACAACAUCGUUGCAAAAUCGUGUAACGAAACCAUAGAAAAUGUUUCCCAACAAGCUAAAGAAGAAGAAACAAAUUCUGUGACGUCUUCUGAGACAUCCCAACAAUCUCUUUCGACUGCAUCAGCAACAUCUGAGGAGACGGAGAGUGUAAGGAAACACAUAGAAGAUUGCUUUCAAUUAACUGAUACCAUUAGCGAACAGACCCGCCGAAUAUGCGGCAAAGAUUAUAAUCAGUUCAGAGCAUCUCAACUUCAGAAGUACCGACAUGGUCAUAAUCAAGUCUCUGACAUUAUUUCUACAUCAAACAGCUCAGGAAGUUUAUCUUCUUUUGAAAAUCAACCCAAAAAUGAAGCUACGAAUUUAUUGUGUUUUGCUAGUUUUCCUUCACUGGGAGAACAGCCAACAAAUGGAACCGAUUGUCGGAUCGAUCCAAAUGGUAUUGAAAACAUAUUGGGCGUGGAUCUGCUUCAACCGUUUCCUGUGGUUAGUCCUCCUUUAUUGGAGGAGGAAGUAAAGGUGGAGUCUGGACCUAUGAUUCCCAUGACUUUGGAUCCUUCAUUUGUCCAGCAGUUAAUUAAAUUGUUUGGUGUUCCUGAUUUGAAAGCAAAACGACCAUUAUCUGCCAAUCAGUCGAAUCCCGUCAGCUUCGAUAUCCCUUGGUCGUUAGCCGAACAGAUUUAUUUGCACUGGUGCUCCAGCUUAAUAAGUAAGGAUGAGGAAUUGGCAACCGCUACUGCAGAUAAUGGAGAGCUACAGAAUAUUAUGGACUUUGAGCUCGCUAUGCAAUUGGUACAAGAUGAGAGAAAUGCAGAACGAAAAGAAUUACGCGAAAGCCUAUCCACCAAAAUAUCAUUUCAGAUGUUGCAGGAAAAUUAUCCUAAUGUCGAUCCACUGGCACUUGACGCUUUGUUCGAAGCGAAUAACUACAAUUACUCUCAUACUGUAACAGCCUUAAAUGCUUCCCUGGGAACAAACCCACCACCAAAGACCCAAAUUAUUUCUGCCAACCCACCACCAGCUAGAGAAGAAACGCAACCAAAAACACCGAACCGCGAAGCCAAAUCGUCACCACAGGAAUCACGUAAUUUGCGAACAGAAGCUUUUCUCUAUAACAAACUGCGACAACAGUAUUCUGCUCAAGCCCAAGAAUAUCAUCAAAGGGGCAUGUCCGCGGCAGCCAUGUAUUACUCCAGCGAGAGUCGGCGCUAUGCAGAAUUGUAUAAAAAAUGCAAUCAGCAGGCAGCUUUACAAAUAGUGGAAGAAAAAAAUGCUCACCAAGACGAACGGACUAUUGACUUGCACGAGUUGCAUGUCGUUGAAGCUUUAACGUGCUUGGAAUCCUUCAUAGUUGAAAAUAUCCGAGAGGGAAGAACUGUAAUUCAAGUGAUAACAGGCAGAGGAAAUAACAGUCAAAAUGGCAAACCACGAAUUAAACCAGCAGUUGUUACGUUCCUUCGGCAGAAGAAAUAUGGGUUUGAACAGGUUAAUCCUGGAUGUCUACGCGUAUUCCUCUCUCGCUCGACGACACGCUGAGUUCCGUCAUUUAAAAAACUCAUCCUUCCAAUGAAGUACAAACAAAACAUAUUCAAUCAUUUUUAGAUGCUACUCUUUAGUGAGUCGCAUUCCCUGAAAAGGAUUCAAGGUUUUUUUUUUACUGAUCUUUAAACUUUGGGACAAUACGUUUUUUUUAUUCGUAAACCAUGAUUUAAUGGUGAUAUAAUUAGAUAUUUUCGUAAUGGAGCAUAUAAUUAUAUCCAUUUUUCCACAA